Amaranthus tricolor (Joseph's coat) is the source of this 479-nucleotide messenger RNA. RefSeq lists its product as uncharacterized. The transcript is spliced from 2 exons. NCBI's taxonomy places the organism in Eukaryota, Viridiplantae, Streptophyta, Magnoliopsida, Caryophyllales, Amaranthaceae. The coding region runs from base 153 to 479 and encodes 108 amino acids. The record is from RefSeq and is a predicted model, not a curated record.
UGCAGGGAUUGAGAGAUAUUUUCGGCACUGCUCAGACUCCUAGCGUCAUUGUAACCGAUCGAGACGAAGGUUUAUCUGCAGCUAUUCGUGACGUCUUCCCAGAUGUGCGGCAUUUGUUAUGCAUCUGGCAUAUUGGCAACGACGUUGAGAACAUGGUGGACAAGUUGUGUGGCGGCAAGAAAAAUCAACAAGGGCAGGUAUUCAGGAAAAGUAGAUGGAACCCCUUGGUUGAAAGUUCUACGAUCGAGGAAUAUGAAGAUAAAUGGCAAGUGAUCGUCAGUACGUGGUCGCUUAGGAACAAAAAGGUCGUUCGGUAUUUGACUGGAACAUGGAUUCCACUGAGAGAGAAAUUUGUCCGUGCGUGGACGAAUGAUUGUUUACACUUGGGUAACCGGACUACCAGCAGAGUUGAAAGCCAACACUCGUCUUUUAAGUAUUACCUUCGUCCGGGGCUAUGUACGGGUGUGAGCACACUUUGA